This is a messenger RNA of Gallus gallus (chicken), 1757 nucleotides long. It is a transcript of the gene USF1, whose product is annotated as upstream transcription factor 1. The record is from RefSeq and is a predicted model, not a curated record. The coding region runs from base 171 to 1097 and encodes 308 amino acids. The transcript is spliced from 11 exons. Gene Ontology annotation, molecular function: RNA polymerase II cis-regulatory region sequence-specific DNA binding; DNA-binding transcription factor activity, RNA polymerase II-specific; protein dimerization activity. Gene Ontology annotation, biological process: regulation of transcription by RNA polymerase II. Lineage: Eukaryota; Metazoa; Chordata; Aves; Galliformes; Phasianidae.
GGCCCACUUCCGCCCGGCUCCGCCAUGGCGGCGGCGGUGCGGCGCGCUGCGCAUGUGCGGGGCUCCAUGGCGAGACGAGGGGCCGAGCGCGCACAGGGCUGAGUCCCCGCCGGGCUCUGAGUGCCGCAGCACCGUCUGCCACCGCCUCUGAUGCGCGGCCGAGCGGAGCGAUGAAGGGACAGCAGAAAGCAGCCGAGACGGAAGAGGGAACGGUGCAAAUCCAGGAAGUGGCCACAGGAGAGGAUCCCACCAGUGUCGCCAUCGCCAGCAUUCAGUCCGCCGCCACCUUCCCCGACCCCAAUAUCAAAUAUGUCUUCCGCACAGAGAACGGCGGCACGCAGGUGAUGUAUAGGGUGAUCCAAGUGGCGGACGGACAGCUGGACGGACAGACGGAAGGCACCAGCGCCAUCAGCGGCUACCCCGCCGCGCAGUCCAUGACACAGGCCGUCAUCCAGGGCGCCUUCACCAGCGACGAUGCGGUGGAGACGGAGGCGACGGCCACUGAGACCCACUACACCUAUUUCCCCACCGCGGCCGUGGCCGACAGCAGCACAUCCGCCGGCGCCGGGACCACCGCCACCGCUGUCGUCACCACGCAGAACUCAGAGGCGCUGCUGGGGCAGCCCACCCCCACCGGGCAAUUCUUCGUGAUGAUGUCCCCCCAGGAGGUCCUGCAGGGUGGGACGCAGCGCUCCAUCGCCCCCCGUGCCCACCCCUACUCCCCGAAAGCAGAGGCGCCGCGGGCGACCCGGGAUGAGAAGCGUCGGGCACAGCACAACGAAGUGGAGCGCCGGCGCCGGGACAAAAUCAACAACUGGAUUGUGCAGCUCUCCAAGAUUAUCCCCGACUGCUCCAUGGAGAACACCAAGUCGGGGCAGAGCAAAGGGGGGAUCCUCUCCAAAGCCUGCGACUACAUCCAGGAGCUGCGGCAGAGCAACCAUCGCCUCUCCGAGGAGCUGCAGGGCCUGGACCAGCUCCAGAUGGACAACGAGGUCUUACGGCAGCAGGUGGAGGAGCUGAAGAGCAAGAACCUGAUCCUCCGGGCGCAGCUCCGCCAGCACGGCGUGGAGAUCGUCAUCAAGAACGAGAGCCACUGACCCUGGGGACGGGGACCCCCCCCCCCCCCCCACAUCCCCUCCUCCCUCUCACCCCACCCAGCCCCGGGGUGACACGAGGAGCCCCCCAGCCCCGUUGGUUUGUGUCCCCACGUUCCCGCGCUUCCUGCACACGCUCUCGGCCAGGCGACCCCACUGCCCCAGCACUGCCUCGGCCCCCCCCACCCCCCUCCCCAGCCCACCCCUCCGCUGUCACCCCUUUGGGUGUCGACCCCACCCCCUCCCCCAGGGUGUCACACCUCCCUCCAUUGUCAUCCCCAUUCCCCAGGGUGUCACCCCCCCCAUUGUCACCCCAGGGUGUCACCCCCCCCCCCAUUGUCACCCCAGGGUGUCACCCGCCCCACGAUGUCACCCCCCCCCCCCCCCUUCCUCAGGGUGUCACCCCCCAUUCCCCAUGGUGUCACCCCCUCCCAGGGGGCAGUGGUGGCUCUUUGUCCCCCACUGGGGUGCAGGGUGGUCCCCCCCCCUCUCCCCCCUGCCCCCCUCUCCCCCCUCCCCCCCUCCCCCCCCCCCCCCCCCCCCCCCCCCCCACUCCGGUGGGCCAUGACUUUUUUUUUUUUUAAAAACUCUCUGAAUUUCAAAAGGAAAAAAAAAAAAAAAAGCAAAAAGAAAUAAAAAUAGUGAUUUGUUUUUCCAGGACCU